Exophiala spinifera is the source of this 1542-nucleotide messenger RNA. Its product is annotated as alpha,alpha-trehalose-phosphate synthase (UDP-forming). Gene Ontology annotation, biological process: cellular response to heat; trehalose biosynthetic process. The record is from RefSeq and is a predicted model, not a curated record. Lineage: Eukaryota; Fungi; Ascomycota; Eurotiomycetes; Chaetothyriales; Herpotrichiellaceae. Gene Ontology annotation, cellular component: cytosol; alpha,alpha-trehalose-phosphate synthase complex (UDP-forming). Bases 1 to 1542 code for a protein of 513 amino acids. Gene Ontology annotation, molecular function: catalytic activity. The transcript has 5 exons.
AUGGACCCUAACUUUGAGGGCCGAGUCCUUGUCAUUGCCAACCGCCUUCCAAUCACCAUCAAAGAUACUCAAGAUGGGAACUUCGAAUAUAACAUCUCAUCUGGAGGCCUCGUUUCAGGAUUGCGAAGUCUUGCAAAAGCGGUCGACUUCAAAUGGUUUGGUUGGCCAGGAAUCGACAUCCAUCGCAACGAUAAAGACAAAGUCCGCCGAGACCUCCAGGACAAGUUCAAUGCAUACCCUAUCUUCUUGAACGAGCAGAUGGCUCAAGCGCACUACAACGGGUUCUCAAAUUCGGUGCUGUGGCCACUUCUACAUCGAAUGCCUGAAAAAGUGCGUGCAGGAGACAAUUGGUCUGCGGCUUAUCAACAUGUCAAUGAGAUAUUUGCAGACAAUAUUGUGCCCAUGGUGGAGGAUGACGAUCUCAUCUGGGUCCAUGACUACCAUUUGCUUCUGCUCCCUGGCAUCCUUCGUGAACGGCUGUCUAAAAAGAAGAACAUCAAGAUUGGCUUUUUCUUACACACGCCAUUUCCUACGGACGAUUACUUCACCAUCUUACCACUCCGUGAAGAAAUCUGUCGCAGCCUGUUGCUUUGCGACGUGGUUGGCUUUCACACACAAGAGUACGCGGAUGACUUCUUGAACAGUGCUUCCCUUGUCCUUGAGGGCGUUUCAAGAUCGCCUGCAGACCUGCACUGGGGUGAUAGGAAGGUGAUUGUCCAUGGCUUCCCCAUUGGCAUUGAGCCUGAGAGCUUCCGACAACAAAUGAAAAGUGACCGUGUUAAAGGCGAGCUUACAAAACUAAAGCAUAGCUUUGAGGGCCGAAAGAUCAUCCUUGGAGUUGACCGCCUGGAUUAUAUUAAAGGCAUCCCGCAGAAAUUGAUGGCAUUUGACAGGUUUCUGACCGAACACCCGGAGUGGGUCAGCCAGGUAUGUCUCAUACAGCUGGCCAUCCCUACGAGGGCGGAAGUGGAUACCUACAAGGAACUACGAAAGGAGGUCGAGGCUCUGGUAGGCCAUAUCAAUGGAAAACACGGAACAUUCUCGAGCGCGCCGAUCCAUUAUAUUUACCGCUCGAUCGAGCCGGAGCUACUCUGUGCUUUGUAUGCUGCUGCCGACGUAUGCAUAAUCUCUUCAAUCCGGGACGGCCUCAAUAUGGUGAGCUAUGAGUAUAUCGCCUGUCAGAACAAAGACACCGCGGGGGUUUUGAUGAUGUCCUACUAUGCAGGCGCAGUCAAAACACUCCCGGCCACAGUAGUGGUGAAUCCCUGGGAUAGACCACGUUUUGCGAACACAAUCGAGGAUGCUCUGGAGAUGCCCAUAGAAGAACGAAGAAGACGAUUCAGCCAGAAUGUAGACGUCGUGGAACGCUGCACCAGUGUUCGCUGGGGUACUUCGUUCCUCAAUACUCUGUACAUAGGUCGCCUCCUCAAGCGAGACGAGCUACCGGACUUGACUCAACAGGUCAAGGAAACUGAUAAUCGCACCAUAAAAUCAACACACAUAUUACAGGAGAGAUCACGGAGCAGGGAAACGGAUCAGUGA